GGCGCGGCGGGUCCGGCAUGAGCGAGGCGCGGCUGCGGGCCGGGCGCGGCCCCGGCGGGGCCCGCGACCCCCAGGACAAGGAGUCAGAGUCUGAGAACAGGCUGGAUGGAGAGACAGCGUCAGACAGCGAGAGCAAGUCCGAGUUUGGGGGCUCCUCCCCAGUGCCCACCUCAGAUGACACCCCAGAGGUGCUGAACAGGGCCCUCUCCAACCUGUCCUCGAGAUGGAAGAACUGGUGGGUGAGAGGGAUCCUCACGCUGGCAAUGAUCACCUUCUUCUUCAUCAUCAUCUACCUGGGCCCCAUGGUCUUGAUGACAAUAGUGAUGUGUGUGCAGAUCAAAUGCUUCCACGAGAUCAUCACCAUCGGCUACAACGUCUACCACUCCUACGACCUGCCCUGGUUCAGGACACUCAGCUGGUAUUUCCUGCUGUGUGUGAAUUAUUUCUUCUACGGGGAGACGGUGACCGAUUAUUUCUUCACGCUGGUGCAGAGGGAGGAGCCCCUGAGGAUCCUCAGCAAAUACCAUCGCUUCAUCUCCUUCGCCCUCUACCUCACAGGGUUCUGCAUGUUUGUGCUGAGCCUGGUGAAGAAGCACUACCGCCUGCAGUUCUACAUGUUUGGCUGGACCCACGUGACGUUGCUGAUCGUGGUCACCCAGUCCCACCUCAUCAUCCACAACCUCUUUGAAGGAAUGAUCUGGUUCAUCGUGCCCAUCUCCUGUGUGAUCUGCAAUGACAUCAUGGCCUACAUGUUCGGCUUCUUCUUCGGCCGCACGCCGCUCAUCAAGCUCUCCCCAAAGAAGACCUGGGAGGGUUUUAUUGGAGGAUUUUUUUCCACUGUUCUGUUUGGGCUGCUGCUGUCCUACGUGAUGUCGGGGUACCGCUGCUUCACCUGCCCCGUGGAGUUCAACAACGACACCAACAGCUUCACCGUGGACUGCGAGCCCUCCGAGCUCUUCCAGCUGCAGGAGUACAACAUCCCCGUGCUGCUGCACUCCGUGCUGGGCUGGAGGACCGUGAGGAUGUACCCCUUCCAGAUCCACAGCAUCGCCCUGUCCACCUUCGCCUCCCUCAUCGGGCCCUUCGGCGGCUUCUUCGCCAGCGGCUUCAAGAGGGCCUUCAAAAUCAAGGACUUUGCCAACACCAUCCCAGGCCACGGGGGGAUCAUGGACCGCUUCGACUGCCAGUACCUGAUGGCCACCUUUGUCAACGUGUACAUUGCCAGCUUCAUCAGGGGCCCCAACCCGAGCAAGCUGAUCCAGCAGUUCCUGACCCUGAGGCCAGAGCAGCAGCUGCACAUCUUCAACACUCUCAAAGCACACCUGGUGGACAGGGGAGUGCUGGCCAGCCUGGAGGAUGCAUAGGCAGGAGCUUGGAGCAGGACUGAGAGCACACAGGCCUCCUCCAGGGAGUUCCCUGAUUUAAGACAAUAACAAGGCCUCAUUUCACUGUAACUUUUCUUCCUUUCUUGGUAAAUGUUUGCAUUUGUGGUUUAUUUUUUUUUUUUUCUAAAUAAUAUAUUUAUAGAGCUUUGGUUCAAACGAGCAAAUGUUGGGUUUGCAGCUGAGGAGGAGGUGAGGCUGGUGGAGCAGGAGGGGGUGGCUGUCCUGCUGGACUGCCCUGGCCCUCCAGCUCAGGGGCAGCUCUGGGACCCUCCUGCUGUGCUGGGGUGCAGUGGGAAUCGUCCCAGGGCAGAUUGCUGCCUGGGGGAGUCUCCUUGCACAGGGCAGAGGAUGCUGUGCUGAGCCCACUCCCCUGCAGCUGCUCUCACCUGCUGCUCCUGCAGUGCCUCUCCCAUCCCCUCCCUCCUGGCCAAGCAGAUUUUUGUGCCCACUCAAAGCAGGAGCAGGCUGGGCACGAGGGGUGCAGGGAGUGGCAGCUGUGUGGGAAUGUGGGACCUUCAGAUUCCUCCAGAACUGAUGGAAGCAAAUGAGAUUUAAAGAGCACUGAAGUUUCACUGAGCAAUUCCUGCCAGGUGAGAACAGCUUUCCAACACCUUGGUUUGCUUCCCCCAUUAAAUAACCUCGAGGAACCACACUUCUUCAUUUCUCCAAGCUUGGAAACCCCACCCUGGGAUCUUUGAAGGAGCCUGGGGAGCAGUUUCCAGGCAGUUUCCCUGCUGGGUGGGCUCCAGCUGCAGCUGGGGGUUUUAUUUUCUUUCAGGGAUCAUGUCUUGUUUGUUACUUGAGUUGUAGAAGUCGUGCUGCUGAGUUUACCAAGGUCUGUGUUGCAUUUCAGUCUGGGUUCAUUUCUCUGCAGGCUUCUGUCCUGCUUUGCUCACGGAAUCUUGUCAGAAGUAGUUUGUACUUUAGAGCUGCAGGUUUUAUGGAAGUACUUUCCUUUAUUUUGUCAUACCUUUUUUAUUAUUUAAAAAUGAGAGAGCCCGAAAGAUUGUAAAACUUUCCUUUUCUUCUUUUUUUGUGACCAAAUAGUGAAAAUAUUCCCAUUUACACCUUGUGCAAACACGAGGUGACUCUGAUUUUCCUUCUUUCCAUAGUUUGUGCAUGGGAGAGAGAAACUUUACCUUGUUUUAGCCCAGGGAACGAGUGACAGGGAGAGCUCAUACAGAAAUACAUUGGCGUUUUCAAGCAGUUGCUGCCACAAACCUUCAGCCACACGUGAGCCCUGCACCUGCUUGGCAUCAACAGAGAACAAACCACCUGAAAAGGCCCCAAAUUCAGAGCUUUUCACACCCUGAGUGUGUGUCAAUACACAGCAGAGGUGCCAGCCCCUCUCCUGCGUUGCCGUGGGGCUGGGCUGGCUCUGCUCCCUGGGCAGGUGCUGGGUGGAAAGCCCAGGCUGCACACGAGGCUCUGCUCUCACAAAGCAGAGUUCUGCCCUGAGCAGUCCAGCAGUGGCUUUGGUGCUGGUGUGGAUUUCUCUGUGCUUGCUCCCUUGCAGCUGCAGUCAGGUUUGUUCAUUUCUGUCCGUGGAGCAGAUGCUGGUGCGAGCCCUGACCCUGCAGAGGAGGGUGGAGGUGCCUCCAGCUGGCCUUGCCCAGGGCAGGGCUGGGGCCUGAGGGCAGUGCCAGGGGGGCUCCUGCCCCUCGCCCAAACCCCAGCAGGAGUGACAGUGUUGAUAAAUAUCCCAAAGCUGUGCUCUGUCCUUAGUGAGAAGUCCCUCUGGUGGGUUUUUAGUCUCCUGCUCGUCUGCUUUAACCCUUUAGUUCCUCUCCUGCUGUGAGCAGCAGGGCAGAGCUUUGCUGGGGCAGGGCUGUCAGUGCUGGCUGUGGGCACUGGAGGGCAAAGCAGCUCCAGGGAGCAGCUGAGAGAGCAGCUCUGCCUGGGGUGGCUGCCCUGCCAGAAAUGUCCUGGUCAGAAAUGAAUUUCCUGAUCAGAAAUGAAUUCCCUGAUCAGAAAUGUCCUGGUCAGAAAUGCCCUGAUGAGAAAAUUUCCUGAUCAGAAAUUAAUUCUGUGAUGAAAAAUGUUCCUGAUCAGAAAUUAAUUCCCAAUGAGAAAAUGCCCUGAUCAGACAAUUCCCUGAUUAGAAAAUUCUCUGAUCAGACAAUGUCCUGAUUAGAAAAUUCUCUGAUCAGACAAUGUCCUGAUUAGAAAAUUCUCUGAUUAGAAAAUGCCCUGAUCAGACAUUCCCUGACCAGUUUUAUUCCUGCCCCCUCCCUCCAACGGGCUGCUCCUCACGGGCAGAGCUGCCUGGGAAGGGUUUCCUGCAUGGAAAAAAUCCCCUAAAAGCCAUGGAAGAGUGGGAACAGUGGAGGCAGGAGGGGGGGAGGGAGCUGGGCUUUGGGGUGGUUUGCAGGUCGUGCAGCUGAGCUCACAGGGCUGGGAGCCGAGUUGGACCCUGGGUUUGGGAUGGAGGGGGUUAAAUCUUGUCCCCCCUCCUUUGCCGUGGGCAGGGACCAUCCUGCAGGUGUGAUGGGGCCUGGGAUGGGGAGCUUGGGAAGGAUGGAAGCUGCUGGCCUGGCUUUGGCUGUUUCUGAUGCCCAGGGAUGUGCAGCAGCCCCCGUGGCCCUGCAGGGCCCUGGGGAUGCUGAACUUGGGGAAUUUUGGGGACAAAGUGACCCCAGGGACAGGGCAGGUCUGCAGGGCUGGAGCUCAGCCUGGCACAGAAAAGAGUUGAGAGCAGGGAAAGUGCAAAGGUUCAGAGCAGAGCAGGAGAGGGGAGCUGCUGCCAGCUGGGAGGAGGGGACAGGACCCCCUGUCAAGGUCCCAGGCUGCUCUGGAGCCACCAGUGUCCCUGGCCAGCAGCCAGGGAGGUGACAGUGCCCAUGGGGAUGGCACACUGGGCACCCCCAGGUGUGUUUUGGGUUUGACACGGGUUUGACCCACGGCUGGGCCAGACCUGUGGACACCUGGGUGGGAAUUGUGCUUUUCCCUGCCUGGUUGUAGCCCAGGUGGGGCUGGCCCUGCUCAGGGAAGCACCAGAGCUGGGAUCAGCCUGGGUUAAACAGAGUUCCCAGGGUGAAACAGAAUUCCCUGGGCUCAGCAGUGCCCCUGGGCUGAGGGGCAGCUCUCCAGUGGAGCUGGGAUCCUGCAGCAUCCCCCAGAGCUGGGCUGUGCCCUCCCAGUGUCCCCUCCUGGGAGUGUCCCCUGUGUCCCCUGUGAGCAGGGAGCCCCCAGGCCUGGCUGGGGGGUCCUGCCCUGUCCCCCUGCCCUGUCUGGGUGCUGGGUGGCCCCCCCAGCCCCCCUGGGGACAGCUGUGUCCCCAAAGCCCCGUGGCAGCUCUGUGCUCCUGUGCAGCCCCUGCUCUCCAGCCCUGGCUGUUCUUUCUCUGUGCUUUGGUUUUGGUUCCAGUUCUAGCUGCACACGUAGAGUUGCCUUCCUUUGACCGAAUGUUCGAAUGUGAAAUAUUGUAUAUUUUAAAGUAUUUACCCUAUUUAUAUACUGUAUGUUACUGUUAAAUAAAUAUAAAUUCCAUUA
Haemorhous mexicanus (house finch) is the source of this 4877-nucleotide messenger RNA. RefSeq names its product CDP-diacylglycerol synthase 2 (gene CDS2). Bases 18 to 1364 code for a protein of 448 amino acids. NCBI's taxonomy places the organism in Eukaryota, Metazoa, Chordata, Aves, Passeriformes, Fringillidae. Gene Ontology annotation, cellular component: endoplasmic reticulum membrane. The record is from RefSeq and is a predicted model, not a curated record. The transcript is spliced from 13 exons. Gene Ontology annotation, molecular function: phosphatidate cytidylyltransferase activity.